Oryza sativa Japonica Group (Japanese rice) is the source of this 1061-nucleotide messenger RNA. RefSeq lists its product as uncharacterized. Gene Ontology annotation, molecular function: ubiquitin protein ligase activity. Lineage: Eukaryota; Viridiplantae; Streptophyta; Magnoliopsida; Poales; Poaceae. The record is from RefSeq and is a predicted model, not a curated record. Gene Ontology annotation, biological process: protein ubiquitination. Gene Ontology annotation, cellular component: cytoplasm.
UCGGAUUGGUAUUUCCGAUUUUCGAAAUAAAAGCCCCCCUCCUUAUAUAUACAGUACAUGCACCCACAUCGACAUCAACAUCGAUCGAUCAUAACUGCUAGCUAGCAGCUGCUUGUUUUGAUUGUUAGCUGUUGUUGCAUCGAUAAAAACGAUCCAUCCAUCCAUGGAGGCCGAUAAUGAUGUCAGCACGGCGGCGCUCACCGACGGCGGCGGCGGGCAGCGACACCGGUUCACGUUCCUGCUUCCAUCCCAGAACGACGACGAGGACGCGACGAUGCCGCCGCCGCCGACGUCGACCGACGAUGAGGACGACGAUUUUUCAGUGGACGAUGUCGCGCAGAUUCUGUCGUUCCUUCUCGUGAACGGCGUCAUCAGCGGCGAGACGGCCUUGCUCCUACAAAUUUUAACCGUGGCGCUACACUUCGACCUCGGCGGCGGCGGCGGCGGAGGCCACGGCGAGAACGACGACGAGGACGCGAUGAUGGCGGCGCCGCUGCCGUCGAUCGAUGAUGAGGACGACGACGACGGAUCGCCAUUAUUGGAUCAAGUUCUGUGCUACCUUCUCCUGAACGGCAUCAUCAGCGGCGAGAGAGCCUUGCAGAUACUCCAAAACGCAAACAUGCCGCUCGACCUCGACCUCGACGAUGGCGGCGCAAACAUGCCGCUCGACCUCGACGACGGCGGCGGCUUCCGGGGGGUCCCAGCGUCCGCCGCCGCCGUGGCCGGCCUGGAGAAACAGGUGUUUCAUCAGUUUGAUCACCACGGCGGCGACGACGACGACGACGACGAGGCGAAGGAUAGCGCUGCAGGAUGCGUCAUCUGCAUGGAGGAGUUCGUCGCCGGCGACGAGGUGUGCGCGAUACCGUGCGCCGGGAACCAUAGCUUCCACCACCAUUGCAUCACCGAGUGGCUAGGGCGCAGUAACGUGUGCCCGCUCUGCCGCCAUGCUUUGCCCGUGGAGGAGCAGGACGAGGGCGUUGUCGCCUCCUCAACGUGAUGCCAAUAUAUGUCCGGGAUCGAUUUUCUAAAAAUCAAUUCUUUAUGGGAUGAAGGAAGCACAA